Molecule: messenger RNA, 1502 nt
Organism: Pyrus x bretschneideri (Chinese white pear)
Lineage: Eukaryota; Viridiplantae; Streptophyta; Magnoliopsida; Rosales; Rosaceae
Exons: 3
Coding region: 255-1205 (316 amino acids)
Biological process (GO): protein ubiquitination
Cellular component (GO): CCR4-NOT complex
Molecular function (GO): ubiquitin-protein transferase activity
Source: RefSeq, a predicted model, not a curated record
UGUGGGCGUGGAAGAAAAAAUCAGUUCAUAAAAGAAAGAGAGAAGAGAGCCAGAAGAUUUCGUAACAUCCACUCCCUCCCUAUCCACCCCCUCUCUCUCUCUUUCUAUACACACACACACACACACACACACACACACGCACACUAUAUUUCCCAGUUUCUAUCUUCUCAUUUCUCUCUUCCAUUUCUGAAUCAUUCCCCGUGGGGGGUUUUCAGAGCUAGGGUUUUGUGGAUCGAAUUUUCAUUCCGAUUUCAAUGAGUUCGGGUUCAAUAUCCUGCUCUCCUGUCGUCACCAAAGACUUGGCCAAGAAGAAGAGGACGAACAGGUUGGCGAAAUUGAAGCAGAGCAAGCUCGAUGUUCGCCGCGAGCAAUGGCUUUCACAUGUCAAGAAUAAAGGGCACAAAGUGAACUCGGAUGGGAGGGGUGGGUCUCCUACACCAUCUAGGCAAGUAGAGAAAGGGCAAAAUGGAUCAUUGGACAAUUUGGAAAUGAGUUCAACCGGAGGAGAGAAUGACAGUUCGAGCAUCCAUGACAGUGAUUCGGAGUCUCUGACAACCAGUCCGAGUGGAAGCAGUUUGGAUUGUAAUGAUUCGAUGAAGAAUCUUAGUGAGAGCAGUGGAAGUGAUUGUUCGGGAAAUGUCAGCAAGGAGGAUGCUGAUGAUGGGUGUCUAGAUGACUGGGAGGCUGUGGCCGAUGCUUUAAAUGCAGAGGACAACAAGCAUACCCCUAUUAUUGAUUUUCCUUCCAAAGCUGAAAUCACAGUUGAACCCACAGGCCUUGAACCAUCUAGCGAGAAUCCUGGAGUUGAAUUAUCGAAUCCAGAGAACAGAAACAUGGUUCCUGGGUCACGUACGGCGCGUUGUGCUUGGAGACCUGAUGAUGCUUCCCGUCCUCAGAAUCUGCCCAAUGUGCCAAAACAGCAUAGUUUCGUGGUUCAAUCAGACUGGCAUUGUGGCCAUGGAGCCAUUGCAUGGGCAUGGCAAAACAUCGUGCCCCAGCCUUCUUCAUGUCCUAUAUGCUAUGAGGAUUUAGAUGUCACAGACUCGAGCUUUGUUCCAUGUUCAUGCGGCUUUCGGCUUUGCCUCUUUUGCCACAAAAGGAUUCUAGAGGCAGACGGGCGCUGUCCAGGCUGCAGGAAGCAGUACGAUCAUGGAAAUGGAGCAAUGAGCAUCAACAGAGGAGCUACAACUUUUAGAGUGGCUUGAUCUUGCAGUGUGAGUACUAGAUCCUAGAAAGUGAGUUUCUAUAUCUUGAACUUUUUGUUUAUCGCCUCUCUGUUUGCGCCGAGUCAAGUCUGUCAAACUUGCAGCAUCGUUAACGAAAAUUUGAGUAUAGUGAUAGAGGUGGGAAGCGGCCUGGUAUCGGAAUUGGAACUUUGGUGAGUCCAAUUCCUGUAUAAUGUUUAGGAUAUGUUGGUGUAGGAAACUGAUGCAGUUAUGUGAAUAGUUGGGGUUGGUACAAACUUUCCAAAUAAGAAAUUUGAGUAUAUCCGCGUUCUUUUA